Molecule: messenger RNA, 813 nt
Organism: Medioppia subpectinata
Lineage: Eukaryota; Metazoa; Arthropoda; Arachnida; Sarcoptiformes; Oppiidae
Source: the annotation of a GenBank genome assembly
CGCAACCAACAGAUGCGAUGCCACUCAAAACGCAUGUACCACACUGUAUACCAUACCCAUCACCGGUACUCUCACUGCCAACUGCUUAAGAAAUGAAUUAUAUUGUCGAUCACUCCCUCAUACACUCUCAGUCUUGAGCACUGAAUCCCAGCCUUCUUUACUCUCUGUGCUCUUUUAAGUUAUUUUUCAAUAUCUUAAGGUUCAGUAGUUAUUGAAUUGUAGAAUCUGUAAUAUUUUAGUGCAAAUUCUGCAUUAAUGAUGUGUACUUCAAGCUUCUCGUCCUUAACCGACCCUCAGGGAUACGGAGAAGUGAAUCAAUUAGGCGGUGUGUUUGUUAACGGCCGUCCACUACCCAAUGCUAUUCGGUUACGUAUUGUAGAGUUGGCACAGUUAGGUGUCAGGCCUUGUGAUAUAAGCAGACAAUUACGUGUAUCCCACGGAUGUGUAUCGAAAAUAUUGGCCCGAUAUCAUGAAACUGGGUCUAUACUUCCGGGAGCUAUUGACGCAUCGCAACCAACAGAUGCGAUGCCACUCAAAACGCAUGUACCACACUACCCUCAGGGAUACGGAGAAGUGAAUCAAUUAGGCGGUGUGUUUGUUAACGGCCGUCCACUACCCAAUGCUAUUCGGUUACGUAUCGUAGAGUUGGCACAGUUAGGUGUCAGGCCUUGUGAUAUAAGCAGACAAUUACGUGUAUCCCACGGAUGUGUAUCGAAAAUAUUGGCCCGAUAUCAUGAAACUGGGUCUAUACUUCCGGGAGCUAUUGGCGGCAGUAAACCUAGAGUUACCACCCCUAAAGUGAGUACUGUAUAG